ACCUGGAGUCUCCCUGAAUUGCUGUCGUCACCGCGCGAGUCACGACGAGCGCGCGCCGUACUCGUGUCAAUUCCAUGUCCACCGUGGUGGAGCGGUGCUGUCAGACUCACUCGGGGUUCCCUUCACCUGCCGCGUGCGUGCGCGCGUGUGAGCGGCAUGCAGGCGGCUGCAGCUGACGGCGACGCCGCUGGAAGCAGCAGCAGCAGCAGCAGCGGCUCCGCAGACGACGGUGGCGGGAUGACGGAGAGGAUGGAGAAGGUGGAGAGGACGGUGCCGCGCGAGCAGGACAGAACCACCGACCAGCACCAGCAGCAGCAGCAGCAGCAGCUACCACCCGCCUCAGGGGUGCUCGAUAAAUUAUUCGGGAAGCGGCUCCUGCAGGCCAGACACUACAUAAUGUCCAGAAAGUCCUGGCUGAAGAUGGUGCCAACAGAAAACUGUGAUAUUUUGAUGACAUUUCCAGAUACUAUAGACGAUCACACGCUGCUGUGGCUCCUGAACCAGAUCCGUGUUGGGAUCCCACAAGUCAGCAUUCAAGUCCGACAGCACAAACACACCCAGGCCCAUGCGUUCUUCAUCACCACCACGUUUGAGAACUUACUGCGUGGAGCCGAGCAGAUGAGCAUGCACAAGGCCGUCAAGCCGCAGUUCGGGGGUGGGAUGCGGCGCUUUUCCUGCGAAGAGGACAACAUCUACGAGAACAUCGAGAGUGAGCUCUGCUUCUUCACAUCGCAGGAGCGUCAGAGCAUAAUAAAGUACUGGCUUGACAAUCUGAGAGCCAAACAAGGGGAGGUGCUUCACAAUAUUCACUUCCUGGAGGGACAACCUAUCAUUCCAGAGUUGGUGGCUCGAGGUGUGAUCCAUCAGAUGUUCCCCCUCCACGAGCAGAGGAUCCUAAAUCAGCUGAUGACAUCAUGGGUUCAGGCUGUUUGUGAAAGGCAGCCUUUAGAUGACAUCUGUGACUACUUUGGAGUUAAAAUCGGAAUGUACUUCGCCUGGCUGGGCUUCUACACCAACUCCAUGCUUUAUCCUGCUGUCAUCGGCUUCCUUCUGUGGAUACUCGCAGAAGCCGACCAGACGAGUCAGGACAUCUGCUGCGUCGUGUUCGCGCUCUUCAACGUGGUGUGGGCGACGCUGUUUCUGGAGCGCUGGAAGAGACGAGAGGCGGAGCUGGCCUACAAGUGGGGCACCCUGGACACCCCGGCCGAGUCCCUGGAGGAGCCCCGGCCACAGUUCAGAGGAGUGAAGCGAACAAGUCCGAUCACAGGUUGUGAGGAGUUCUACUAUCCUCCCUGGAAGAGAACUGUGUUCAGGUGGCUAGUCAGUCUCCCCAUCUGCCUCCUCUGUCUGGUGUUCGUCUUCCUCGCCAUGUUGCUGUGUCUGGAACUGCAGGAAGUGGUGAUGGAGAUUCAGGAGCUGCCUAGCAUCACAAGGUUCAUCCCCAAAAUACUCCUGGCAGUCACGGUAACAGUGUGUGAUGAAGUCUAUAAGAAGAUCGCCUACUGGCUCAAUGACAUGGAGAACUACAGACUGCAGAGUGCCUACGAAAACAAUCUCAUCAUCAAAAUGGUUUUUUUUGAAUUCAUCAACUCAUACCUUAGUCUCUUUUACAUUGGUUUCUACCUCAAGGACAUGGAGCGACUCAAGGAGAUGUUGGCUACGCUGCUGAUCUUCCGGCAGUUCCUUCAGAACAUUAAAGAGGUUCUCCAGCCGUACCUCUACGAGCAAAACAAGCUGGGCGUCUUCACCCCGAAGGUCCUGUGGGAACUUCUUCAAGCGAUCAUGCUGAAAUACGGCCGUCUGGCUCUGGGGAAGGCUCAGGCCUCCAUGACGGCCUACUCCUUCCUCAGCCCAAAAGGGAUGCCAGUCAAUCAUAGGGACGGCGGGAACCCUCAGACAAGGCGGCGAGGGGAUUUAAAGGCGGGAUUCAGGCUCUCAGAGGAGGAGUGGGACAUGAGUGACAGCACGCUGAAGCACCGGAAAGUCAGCUUCACUGAGAAGGUGGACUACAAGGACGUGAACACAGAAACUUUGCAGGUGGAUGAUGGUUUUCUGGAAGACAGUCCCACGCUGGUGGAGGGGAUGGACUCGACGUGUAUGUUUGACAGCUGCGACGAGGACAGCGACAUUGAAACUCAGUCACAGGAGAUCAAAGAAUCUGGAUCAUCUUCAAGAGGAGAGACUGUCAACCCAAGAAGACGGAACGUAGGCGAUGCUGCCGAUGACAAGAAGUCUUGGAUCGACCCCCCAGAGGAGCAGAAGACCGUCACCCUCAGCCAAGCGGAGAUAGAGAGCUGUAUGCAGACGUACGAGGACACGCUGCAGGACUACCAGGAGAUGUUCAUCCAGUUUGGCUACGUGGUUCUCUUCUCGUCGGCGUUUCCACUGGCAGCCAUGUGCGCACUGAUCAACAACAUCAUCGAGAUCCGCAGCGACGCACUCAAACUCUGCACUGGUCUGCAGAGACCGUUUGGGCAGAGAGUGGAGAACAUUGGCCAGUGGCAGACUGCUAUGGAGGCGAUGGGCUUGAUCGCCAUCAUAGUCAACUGCUACCUGAUUGGUCAGUGUGGGCAGCUGCAGCGUCUGUUCCCUUGGUUGAGUCCUGAAAUGACCAUCAUCUCCAUUGUCCUGCUGGAGCACUUUGCAAUCCUCCUAAAGUACAUCAUCCAUGUUGCCAUCCCCGACAUCCCCAGCUGGGUUGCAGACGAGAUGGCCAAGCUUGAGUUCCGACGCAGGGAAGCUUUCAAGAAACACGAGCUUCAGGCGCAGCAGCAUUUCCAGCAGCAGCUGCGGCGUCGGCGGGAGGAGGAGGAGCUCCAUCGGCAGGCGGAGCUCCAAGCGGAGGCGCGGCAAGAUAGCGAGUACCACAAGCCGGACAGCCAUCACCACCACGACAAGGCAGCGGGGGCCAAGAUGGGAGACAAGCCAAAAAGACCCAGCUCUUUACUGGGCAACAACAACGUGAUGAAGCUUAAGCAGAUCAUCCCUCUGCAGGGGAAGUUCUCCUCCAGCGCCUCGCGCUCCCCGGCCCAGUCACCGACCGGAGGAGAGGCCAAGCUGCCCGGAUUUCUUAAGUUCCUGAAGUCACCAGAGGGAAAGAAGGAGGCUGCUGGUGCAACCGGGGCGUCCCCUGGAUCAACAGCGACCUCCUGUCUUCCUGGUGGUCAGGAGAAGUCACAGUCUCCCAACAGGACCUUCAGUCCUGGUAAGCUCUUCAGUUUCAGCAAGUCUGAGGGGACGGUCGUGUGUGCUAACGGGACCCCGCCCACCACUCACGCUGCUCCAGCCAGCAGGGCCGAACUUAACACCUCCCACGAGGAGCUGCCGUCCAGCGACUCAGAGAAAGGAGAAACGAGACAAUCUGAUGUGGAGACCUCCAAGAGUCAAUAAUGAUCCUGCUCCUGUGAAUGUUGUGCAUCAUGAAUGUUCCGGUGAGCGUGGACAGACAGGCCGCACGGGGAGGUCCAAUAAUGAUGCAACUGUACUUUGCACAUCAGCUGUCAACACUUCAAAUCUUCCAUGUACAUAUGUACAGUUGGUCCAGGAAUGGGGUUGUAACCACAACAAACUGCAUGAAUCUUUGCAGGUGUUUCCUUUUUCAAAGUAAUCGGAGCGAGAACUCAACAUCUGCAAGUAGCAGCUUUCCAUUUCCAGAUGGUCUGCAUGUCGCUUUCAUGUGCACGAGUGCGUAUUCUUUUUCAGUUUCCCAGCACCUUGGAAGCCACUUUAUUCUCCUGCAAUAGAUUAUUAUAUCCACUGUGACCAUAACGAAUAUAUUUUUCUUAACUUUAAUUUUUGUAUUGAAUUAUUUUACUACAUGAACUAGUGAAUGUACUUCUGAUGCAAAUAAAUCACUUGAAUUAAUAACCAUCAACAGCUAAUGGCCUGGUGGAAAUGAGCCGAUAAUAAAAAAGUCACUGGACACG
Messenger RNA from Synchiropus splendidus (mandarinfish), 3926 nucleotides. Its product is annotated as anoctamin-8-like. The transcript is spliced from 18 exons. Gene Ontology annotation, cellular component: plasma membrane. Gene Ontology annotation, molecular function: chloride channel activity. Lineage: Eukaryota; Metazoa; Chordata; Actinopteri; Syngnathiformes; Callionymidae. The record is from RefSeq and is a predicted model, not a curated record. Gene Ontology annotation, biological process: chloride transmembrane transport. Bases 157 to 3390 code for a protein of 1077 amino acids.